Molecule: messenger RNA, 1143 nt
Organism: Tremella mesenterica DSM 1558
Lineage: Eukaryota; Fungi; Basidiomycota; Tremellomycetes; Tremellales; Tremellaceae
Exons: 8
Coding region: 1-1143 (380 amino acids)
Biological process (GO): amino acid metabolic process
Molecular function (GO): asparaginase activity
Source: RefSeq, a predicted model, not a curated record
AUGGAAUUGAAAAAUCAUACGGUUUUGAUCAUUGGUACAGGGGGUACUAUAGCUUCUGACCCUACUCCUGAAGGAUUGACGCCCCUUCGAAACGAUACUUUCUUUCGACGUAUUCGUCAACAUCCACUCUUAUCAGAUUCAACACAAGAUUUUUCUUCUCAAGUUUUCACAACAAUCGUUGGACGUAAUACUCUUUAUCCUCGAUUGAGAACCCCGCCAUUGGACGAAUAUGGUUCUAGGGUGGAAUAUGAGAUAUUAGAUUUAGAUAGACAUGUUGAUAGUUCUGAAAUGACACCUUCUGAUUACAAUAACAUAGCUUCUCUCGUUUACGAGAAUUGGGACAAGUAUGAUGGGUUCGUCAUUCUUUCCGGUACAGAUACUCUGGCUUACACAUCCUCCAUCCUUACCUUCCUCUUCAUCAACGCUGGCAAACCUUUGGUAGUCACCGGAGCUCAAAUACCACUUUCCCUACCACGUUCAGACGGUUGGACAAAUUUAUUAGAUUCUUUACUUGUAGCUGGCGUUCUGCCAUAUUCCGGAGUGGGCGUGGUGUUCCACCAUCAAGUAUUCAGAGGAUGUAGAGCUACAAAAAUCUCACCUAAUUUCUUCGCAGCGUUCGAGUCGCCUUGUAUACCAACGUUGAUCAAUCUCAAUGUAAAGAUCACCUACUCAACAGACCUCACCACCCGUUCUUCACUACCCCCACCACCUCUCGUUCAUCUCCUCACUAGUCCCGCCGUCUUAUCAUGUAUCAUUCACCCAGGAAUCACCGGUACUCUUCUCUCCGCCCAAAUUCACGCUUUACCAACAUGUAAAGCUGUCAUUCUUUCUGCUUACGGAUCGGGAAAUCUUCCUUUAGAUCCCUCAAAUGGUGUUUUGAAAGCUUUGGAAGAUGCUGUCAGUAUGGAAAUUUUAGUCGUUGUCAUCUCACAAUGUCCGGUACCAAAUGUAUAUCCAUUGUAUACACAAGGUCGUACUCUACUUGAUAUUGGUGUUUUACCGGGGAACGACUUAACGCACGAAGCUGCUUUUGCCAAGUUACUCUGGUUAGUUUCACGGGAUGAUCUCAAUUUUAAAGACAGACAGAAAUUGUUUGAAGUGUCCAUAGCAGGGGAGAUGACCAACACAAGUAACGUGUCCUAG